Messenger RNA from Numida meleagris (helmeted guineafowl), 8839 nucleotides. RefSeq names its product RFT1 homolog (gene RFT1). Lineage: Eukaryota; Metazoa; Chordata; Aves; Galliformes; Numididae. The transcript is spliced from 13 exons. Bases 97 to 1716 code for a protein of 539 amino acids. Gene Ontology annotation, biological process: glycolipid translocation; dolichol-linked oligosaccharide biosynthetic process. The record is from RefSeq and is a predicted model, not a curated record. Gene Ontology annotation, cellular component: endoplasmic reticulum membrane.
GCCCAGUGAGCAGUCCCACCCCGCCUGACGAGAUCGCGGCGCGACGGCGCCAUUCCCGCCGUGCCGUGCCGUGCCGUGCCGUGCCGUGCCGUGCCCAUGGCUGCGCGUGCCGCGCUGCACCAGACCGCCCGGCUGGCCUCCUCCAGCGCCCUGCUGCAGGUGCUGUUCCGGGCAGUCACCUUCGGGCUGAACGCCCUCACGCUGCGCUACCUCUCCAGAGAGCUCCUCGGCGUCGUCAGCGUGAGGCUGACUCUGCUCUAUUCCACAGCUGUCUUCCUGGCCAGGGAGGCGUUCCGCAGGGCCUGCUUGAGCGGCAGCGCAGAGAGGAGCUGGGCCGCGACCAUCAAUCUCUUGUGGCUGACAGUCCCUCUUGGUGUUUUUUGGUCUGUUAUCUUGGGCUUCAUCUGGCUACGCUUGCUUGAAGUACCUGAUCCAUCCGUGGUUCCUCAUUAUCGGGCCGGUGUUGUGGCAUUUGGCCUUUCUGCAGUUGUUGAGCUUCUAGGAGAACCAUUCUGGGUUUUAGCCCAGGCUCACUUGUUUGUAAGACUUAAGGUAAUUGCUGAAAGCGUUUCAGUAGUGUCAAAAUGCAUUUUGACUGUUGUUUUAGUCAUCCUUUAUCCACAGUGGGGCCUUUACAUUUUUUCCUUGGCUCAGCUUUUAUAUACCAGUGUUCUGGUCAUGUGCUAUGUGAUUUAUUUUGCAAUGUUCUUGGGAUCUCCUGAAGCAACAAAGAAAUCAUUUCCAAUUACAAGAAUGAAAGCUCUAUUACCUAACUUGAUGGAGGAUAAGACUUUUCUUAACUGGAAGGAAGCGUGGUUGACUUGGAGCUUCUUCAAACAAUCUUUCUUGAAACAGAUUUUGACAGAGGGUGAACGAUAUGUGAUGACUUUUUUGAAUGUGAUAAAUUUUGGCGAUCAGGGUGUAUAUGAUAUUGUGAAUAAUCUCGGUUCGCUGGUGGCCAGGUUCAUCUUUUUGCCUAUUGAAGAGAGUUUUUAUGUCUUUUUCGCUAAAGUAUUGGAACGAGGGAGGAAUGUAAAGGAUCAGAAGCAGGAUGAUGUUGCUAUGGCUGCAAAUGUGUUAGAAUUGCUGUUGAAGCUUGUGCUUCUGAUUGGCCUUACCAUCACUGUUUUUGGAUAUGCCUUUUCUCACUUGGCUCUGGAUAUUUAUGGAGGUUCGAUGCUCAGUUCUGGAACAGGUCCAGAUCUUCUCCGGUGCUACUCUUUGUAUGUCCUAUUUCUUGCUAUCAAUGGAGUAACAGAAUGUUUCACGUUUGCUUUGAUGUGCAAAGAAGAGGUAGACAGAUACAACUUUGUUAUGCUGGCCUUAUCCUUCACGUUCCUGUGCAUCUCUUAUUUCUUGACCCGCUGGCACGGCAGCAUUGGCUUUAUCCUUGCCAACUGCUUUAAUAUGGGUAUUCGAAUUGCUCACAGCAUCCAUUAUAUCUAUGAUUACUUCAAGGAAAGCUCCUACAGACCUUUGGCAGGCUUGCUUCCCUCACCAUUUUUAAUACUCGCUUAUAUCAUAAGUGGAGGAAUUACUGUUUUUUCAGAGGUAUUCUUCUGCUGCGAUAAGGGUUGGACAGCAAGGCUGAUUCACAUCAGCAUCGGGGCGCUGUGCUUUGCAGCUACCACUGUUACUAUGUUCUGCACAGAGACCAAGCUAGUCCACUUUGUCAGAAGCCAGUUCUUCUCCCAGUAUAUGAAGAAAGGAACAUGAAAUGCUCAUGGGCAGAACAAUUCUUGUACAUGGUUGCAGUUGCAAAGGGUUGUAUUUUUUGCACAGGUCUGCAUGGAAGAAGGUUUCCACAUGAGUUUGUUGGAAGUAUUGGUAGUGACAGGAUAAAUGGUUGCCGACUAAGCUAGUCCGUACAGUGAAAGAGAGACAAGUAAUUUUCUCUUUGUGCAUCGUUCUUUUUUAGCUUUUCUUCCAGCAGCCUCUUUAGUGAUGAAAGUCUGUAACCUGCACCUGCCCGACAUAAACUGAUUGCCAUUGUUAAUGUAGGGAGUUCCCAUUCUUACUGGUAGGGAGUACAUAUAUGAAGGCAUUGUAUGGCUUAUGUCUUAAGAUGUAAUUAAGAAUGCCCUUAUUGAGCAUGAUGGGCUGUUGGAUAAGUUAGAAAAGAAAUGAUUUGAAUGUAAAAACAAAAACCAAAACCUGAAGCAAACACUGGAGCAAGGACCAAUCAUAAUGUAAUUGUUACCAAAAUAGAACAUAAUACAGCGCAGAAAAAUUUGAGCUAUCAGUGCCCUGAAGUGUAAAGCAUUAAAUAGACAGUUCUGACACUUGCAGGGAAGUUAUUGGAAUAUGUAGCGUGUGUCCCAAGUCCAAGCUGGCUGUGUAAGUUUUCUUCCUUCAGUGUCAGUCAUUUAAUUAGAGUAUUGAUUAGCUUGUCAAAAAUACUCUGAAGCUUUAUCUAAACAAAAAUACAGUGGGUUUUUGAGCAAUGUUUAACAACACUUGUGAACUACAGUCACAUCGAAGCUGAAGUUCCAGAAGGUAGAGUUAAAUGAAAUUGACUUCACUCCUUUUCUAGUCAUAUCUGAGAUUAUCAGUGCAAUUAUUAACAAAUUUGUCUCCAUAGGAAUGUCUUACUUUUCUGCAAAGUGGAAUGUUCUGUGUGUUUAAUAAGAUUUCUUUCUGGAUUUGUGCAUGUUGGAUCUCUUGCUUUUGGAUUAAAAAAAAUGCUGCUUUUUUUUUUUUACGAAGAGAUUUUUCAUCUGGCUUGCUCCUUUUUGUGUUUGGUAUUAACCUUUGUAUUGACUUUUUUCAUUUAUUGAAAAUGUCAAUGUUCAGAAACUAUAAAGUAAGAGCGUAGGUUCCUGAAUUUUGUUUACUAAUGGUACGAUAUUUUAUUGCUGGUCUGAGAUCUGACUAUUGGCAGUUUCAGAGUGUACGAGCAGCACGUUGUAACAAUUGGUGUUCACUUUGCAUCAUUUGAAUGGACCAGGAAAUGUCAAGUAUGCUGAGACGUGGACAGCCCGAAGACUUUAGUGUAAUUACAUAGCAAACUCCACAGAUCCUCAGACAGCUUUACAAAAAUCUUCACUUCUUAUGGCAUUGUGGAGUUGAUACCGGUAAACAGAGCUCAUGGGACGAAAUGCUUUCUGGUAUUGGUGUCUCCAGUUUGGUACUGUUAGAAAUGUUUUCUUAACUGCUGUAAUUUACACUCAAGGAUUAUCACCAGGUACAUCUAAAUGACAAUUUGAUGAUUGACGAAUUAUCUCAGGAAAGCCAAAGUGUAACUGUAGAAGGAAAAGGAAGGUGUGCUUUUCAGGUAUUUCCAUUGCCUGGCUGGAAGGUGGUAGGGAGAGAUCUGCUGAUUCUUCUGAAGAUGUUAUGAAAUUUGUCUCAAUAAACUGUCUUGUUUGCUUUUAACUAAUGUGUUGUGGUAGAUACUGUUUAAAGAGCUCCAGGAAAACCUGGUAUUUAAUGAAGUGUGUUAGCCUAACUGUGCUGCGAUUGGCAGUAUUAGGGAGCGUGUUUAUUUUUUUCUUUUCUAGUACCAUAAGUAUUUAGCCUAUAAAGAAGUAGAGGUGUGUGCGUGCAUUUGCUGUGAGGAAGAGAAGGUGAAGGUUUUAACUCCUAAUUUAAUGGCUUAUCAGUGGCAUGAAAGCUAAUACGACAUAAGCUUGAAAGUCUGCUGUGGUUUAGCACUCGUAGAGGGUGUUAACUUGCUAACUUGUAUGAAGGACCGUGAUCCUCAGGAGAUAUCUUGAGCCUGCCCUAAUUUGCUGCCUUCUGGAGAGUGCUUAAAUCUGAGCUCUGAAACCCUGUGUAUGGUUACGUAUUUCUUGCUGUUUGAGCAUCGUACUUUCUUGUGUCUUAAUUGCUUGUAUUUUAAAGGUAAGACCAACAAGAAGGGAUGGGAGACUUUGAGCCAUAGCAUUGUAUCAGCAGAUCUGCUGAGGGGCAGUGGUUUUGUUUGGCACAAAAUAGUCAACUCAUUUGCAUUCUGAUAGUGCCAUGUAAGAGCAGUUUAUUUUCCAUAUAGCUUAAAAUGGAGUUUGAAGCUCUCCACGUCUGAUGUACAUCUGGGCCAUGGUAGAUAAGCGCAAGACACGCUCAGAAGCUUUGGCAGCUGGGGGAUCUGUUGAAACAGUGAUCAAAAGUGCUUAUCCCUGUUGUGUUUUGGAUCACUUCCAUAAAAAGAUGCUUGUGCUUUUUUAUCUGUGGGUUGAGCUGUGGUUCAUGCACUACCUGUCUGUGAUCUAGGAGGGAAUGAGUCCUUCUGUUGGGAUGCUUAUAGCUUUGUGCAGCUGUAGCGAGCUUCGUUCAUGGAAUCGGAUGAACAUGUGCUCUCGUCUGCAGCUAAGGUGGGAGUGUUGGCUUUGCUGUUGUAAUUGUGGGGAAGACAUGAAACAGCUUUUUUGUUUUUUGACUUCUUGUUGUCAUAGGGAAACAUCUAAUGCAGGUCUGCUCUCUGUUUAUUUACUAGGUAAGUUUCUUGCUUCACAGAUGACUGUAUUCAGCAUGACUUAUUUUCAGAGAACUUUUGUGCUAUCUCCUUAAGCUGAGAAAGUGGAAAGGAAAUUAGCCAGGAGGACAGAUGUGUUACACCUGUGACCCAUUUAGGAAGACAGAAAUAUUUAAAGCCAGGUGAAGAAGGAAGAAAAAAUAGGAGAGAAAUAGUGGUCCUUAAAUGCAGGUAAGGUUUGAGUUGUUGUACUUUGCUAGUAAACAAGAACUGUGUUUUCUUCAUGAUACAGUUUAGAGAGAGAGUUUCAAAAAGGGAAGAGCCUGUCAAAGCUUGGGAGAAGACUUUGGGGUUUUACCCAGAACUUUUUGUGAAUGCAGGAAUAUUUCAGACUCCUACUCCCUUGUGGCUCCUCCUUGGGAGUGGAAGGAGUGUGAAAGAGUGCAUUAAUGCUGUUCCAGAGAGAUUUGCUUGUGUCUUGGGAACCAUCUGAGGCCUAGCCAUAUGCUACCAGUGUGAGAGAGAGCCUUGUGGCCACUCGUGAAUAUCUCCUGUACGCAGAUUUUUCUCUUUUGAUGAAAAAAGUCAACCUAGCUAGUCUCGAUGUAAAAAUCUGGUGGGUUAGCAGAGUCCUGCACUGGGGUACAGUGAGGUAUGUGUUGGUCAGGCAGCUGAAGGUUAUGUCAUAGCCUGCUUAUAAGGCCUGACAAGAAUAAGUGAGGAGGAAGCAAAUGCAGUUUACACAGGAAAACUUAAUUGUGGCUUCACUUCUGGACCCUUGAGUUUGCAGUAUUGAUCACGUCUUCCCAGUAGUAGGUGGGUUUUUGGGAGUAUAAUUUUAUAAAAUGAGUACCUCAGAAAGCACUUCUUUUACUAGUGUAAUGAUUUUAGUGGUCUCUGGGGAUGAGUGGAGAAGGUAUGGUUUGGGGAGAGGAAGAAGGGAAACAUGGCAGGGUUUGGUUUGUGUGCAAGAAACAUGGUGUUCCUCUGUCUAAGGGAAGCUUUAGUCUUUGGGUUACUUCUGUCUCUUUGAAUAUAUUUAUGUCACUGCACAUGAAAGCUCUGAGUGUGUCCUGCACAGGUGCUUCUCUGGGCAGCUUGUAGAAUGUGCUUGGAAGCAGCCAACUCUGCCCACACAGUACAGCAGGGAUGCCCAAGCUGCGGGCUGCAUGUGGCCCAGCUCAGCUUGCACUGCAGCCCACACCCCCUGCUGCCACGUCAUGGCAGCAGCUCUGCCACACUGGGCAGCCCAGCCCCGGGGGGUGAGGAGCACCCAGGUGAGUGCUCACAAAUAAUACAGUGCUGUGCUUCAUUUGCAAGGGAAUAGUGCUGGUUUUCAGAGAUUACAAUUUGAAGAGACAUAUGCAGAAACGUGCUUCCAAAUUUGAUCAUAUCAAGGAAUGUUUUGUAAACACGGAGUAGUGGAACUGGAAAAAAUAUCUCUCACCUCAACGGAAUAUUUUAAAAAGUUAAAACUGAAAUGGACUCUCUUGUAAAAGCUAGUUACGUGGCUAGCAUCUGAUUACAAAAAAAAUUAAAACCGUUUCCUGAUGGUGAGUUUGUUAAGCAGUGUAUGGAAAGCACGACAGGUGUAAUGUGUCCUGAUGAAAAAAUGGAUUUGUCUAAAAUCAGCUUGUUUUACCGGACUGUAGGCAGGUGGUCCAGAGAAACAGGAAAAUCUAUCAAACAAAAUUUGGGAAGUAAAGCUGUUAAUUUCAAAUUUUACGCUUUGGCGAUAGAUGAAAGUAAUAACGCUACAGGUGUGGCUCAGCUUGUCAUUUUCAUUAGAGGUAUUGAUAACAAAUAUAAUGUCGCUGAAGACAUGGCUUUUUUGGUGCCAUGGAAAGACACAACUAAAUCUCUUGAUUUGCAUGAAACAGUAAGAUAAUACAUUAAAGUGAUUUUCUAUAACUUUUGUCAACAUAGCUGGUAUAGCUACUGAUGGUGCCCCAGUGAUGGUUGGUUUAAAAAAAAAAAAAAAGGGGGGGGGGAUUCGUGAAAUUGAUGGAAGAUGAUGCAGUUACCAGCAGCAACUCGUGUUCGAUGUCACGGCAUCAGACAUGAAGAAAAUCUAUGUGCAGAAGCUUUAAAAAUGAAUAAUGUUAUGCAGAUUGUCUUCAACUCCACUAGGAAUGGCAACCCCUGCCAGUGAGCCAGCCUGGUGCAUUAGUUUCACAAAAACAAGGUCAAAUAUCCCACUAGUUUUGUCUCUGUUGCUCCCUGUUAUUUUAUGCUUUGAUAAAAAAAAAAUACAUGAAAAAUAAGUUUUGUUACAUACUUAUUAUGUAUUUUAUAUGUGGCCUACGGCACUUCCUUUUUGCUCAGUAUGGGCCAGGUAAGCCAAAAGGCUGGACACUCAUGAAGUAAAGUCUACUUUGCUACAGGCUGCCUGACUUUCUCCUUUGGUCAGGGCAUUUUUAUUUAUUUAUGCACUGAAAAUACAGACAGCGGUGUGUUAUAAUCCUGUUUGACACAUACACACUCACUCUUGCUGUAAGCCUUCCCAUUUGAGGUUGACUGUAUAUUCAGUGUGUAAAGUGUGGGUGUUCUGUGGAUCUGAUGUAUUCUCCUCCUCCACCCCCUGCUUUCAGACGUGUUUGUAACAUGGUAUUUUGGCAUGUUUUGAUCUGGCGACUGGUGAAGAACCAGGACUAAGAUCAGGGUAGUGCUGGUGUUUUCAUGAAGUCUUGUUAUUUGAGGGCCAAUUCUGUUCAAUGUUUUUAUCAGGAAAUUGAUGAUGAUACUAACUGUAUAUUAACGCAUUGGGCAACUGUCAUUGGCAUGAAAUUCAACACAGGUUCUGCACCUGGAGCAAAGCAGGGGAGUUGGACUAGAUGACCUUUGACUGUCCUUUCCAACUGAAACAAUUCUAUAAGUAGGAUGUAUUAAAGAAGGUGAAACAUUUGUUAGGAUAGAUGCACAAAACCUGCCGUGAACGGGGACACCUACAGCUCGAUCAGGUGCUCCAGAGCCCCAUCCAGCCUGACCUUUGACCUUGAAUGUCUCCAAGGAUGGAGCAUCCACCACAUCUCUGGGCAUCCUGUUCUAGUUCCUCACCACCCGUAUUGUUAACAACUUUUUCCUUCUAUCCAGUUUAUGACAGAUGAUCUAAAUGGGUCUGUGCAUGUGUCUGGCAUUGCUUUGUUCCAGGUGCAGCACCCAGCAUUUCCUUUGGAGUCAUUUUGCAGUUGGUGAAAGCUGUCUGAGUGAGAUAACUCAAAGGAUUGCGAAUUGAUGGAGAGUGUAGGUGAAUUAGGUUUUCUGGAGUGAAAGCCUGAGUUGUGACUGCAGAAAAGCAGAAUUGCAAUGUGAAAAGAAAGGCACAGCAGAAUGUUGGGAUAACUGGGUAUUUGACAGGUAGUUAGGACUCCACUGGUACUGCUCACCAGGUGGGGAGAAGGGGGAAUGACAUUAUCCUAUCCAGAGGAAGGCUUAAGGAUGUAGAUCAUCCAAAAGAUAUUCUAGUGUGGCAGCAGGGAGCUUUUGUGGCUGAAGAUGCAUUGAGCAAGGCUGGAAAAGCAUUUGUGGUCUGUUAGGGGAGCAUUAUAUCUAAAGCUGUUCUAAGGCUGGACUUCGAUAGUGAGGGUUGCUGUGACCCAGGUGCAGGACCUUGCCCUUGGAUUUUUUUUUUUUCACCCUCUUGUGGUUCUCCACUGCUCAGCCUGUGUAGGUCCCUCUGGAUGGCAUCCUGUCCCUCAGGUGUAUUGACCACACUGUACAGCUUGGUGUCAUCUGUGAACUUGCUGAGGGUGCACUCAAUCUCACCGUUAAUCUAAUUGAUGAAGAUAGUAAAAAGUAUCGGUCUUGAUACAGAUCCCUGAGGGACACCACUCAUCUCCUUCUGGACAUUGAGCCAUUGAUCACUUUCUGUGCAUGCUGUAACAGAGGUCAGAGCACAGACUUCUGGCUACCAAGAAUCAUGUCAUCAUGGCAUAAAUUUUGUUCUUUAUCGGCUGUAUUAAAAUCCUGCCAUUGAUUUAAUGGUUAUCUAUUUGUACUAAAUAUAAAGCUUACUUUUUUGUUAGAGGGGUGUAAUGCGGAACCAGUGGGUAUCAAGCAACUAGAGAACAGGCAUAAGCAGUUCACAACGAUGUUAUUCAAGAGGAAUAUUCUAGUUCACUGGCUGGAAUGCUAGUCAAAACCAAAUGAAGGUUAGAAGUUUGCAGUCUGAGUGCAAUUAUUGCCUUACAAAGGUGAGAAGUUUCCUCAAUGGUCAGCUUCAUCAAACUAAAAUGAUACAGAUAGUAACGUGCUAUUUUUCUUCCAUGGUAAUAUAAAGUUUCUCUAUUAUUAGAAAUGAUGGGCAAGAGUGAUAGCAUAUGGAUCAUGAAAUAUUAGCUGGAGACAUCCUUUAACAGCCAACAAGCUUUGUGGAGGAAGAGUUAAAUGAGCUUUACAGUCCUAAAAAGAAAACAAAUAAAAAUG